AUGCGGCAGCGUAAUCGACAAUCGAGCGCACAUUUCAACCAGUGUUGGAGGAACACUCGUGCGACCUUGGACGUUUUCUCGAAUAAAUACAAAACGAGCUCGAUAAAUCGCUAUCCGAGACAGCAGUUCGUAAGGGAGCAGGCGCAGCUCCUGGUCAGCGACUUCAUGAAAAAAAUGGACAAGAGAACUUUCAGUGCGCUUCGCUUCCGAGAGGGCGUUGAGAACCUCUACUAUUUAUGGGAAGCGGUUCAAACCAAGGAUCAGGCGGCUCAGAACACCUUAAGUCGUGCACUGAGUGAAAUCGUCCUCGCCUGUGCAGAUCUGGUCGAGUAUUAUGAAGUCUCCGAAAGCGUCGCCGAGACGAAUUGGCUUCUGGUGUCGACGUUCUUCAAGGACCAGAUAAUCGAACACGCUCAUCAGCCGAGGAUCGCGAGACUCGGGGAUUUCUCAUUGGGCAGAAUGAUCGGGGUCGGCGGUUUCGGCGUCGUGUACAAAGCGAAGCUCGGCGAAAUUCCUUGCGUACUGAAAUUCGUGCCUCUGAACAUCCUCCCCAGUCCCGAACAGGCUCUCGUCGAUAAGGAAGUCGCGUGCAUGAUAAGUCACCCUUGUCUAGUAAGCUAUUACGCGUCGUUCAUGAACCGGGACGCUUUCAUAACCUGUAUGGAGUUCAUUGAUGGGGUGUCGCUCAUUCGACUUAUUCAUAGGGCGCCCAAAGGUCUACCCUUGCAGCUCGUCCGAAUCAUCAUCGGUCAGCUGGGUCUGGGGGUACAGCAUCUACAUUUCAAAGGUUUCAUCCAUCGCGAUGUCAAACCGGACAACAUCAUGAUCGGGCCAAGAUGUCGAAUCAAAUUAAUCGAUUUCGACACCUGCAGAGUUUGUUGUGGCAAAUACAGCCCGAAGUUCAUGCCAACAUUUAGGGAAAAAGCGGGAAAAGAGUUCCCGGGCGCUGAUUUCGCGGGCACGAUACCGUACAUGGCGCCGGAAGCUCUCAUGAAAACUGGACUGGGUCGCGCGACGGAUUGGUGGGCCGUUGGCGUUACGACGUAUCACGUGGCUACGGGUCGUUAUCCAUUCAGAGGAUUCACGAUCGAAGAGGUCCAACCUCAAGCCGUGAUUCCGCGGUACACGUGGCCGGCAAUAAAAGAGUGGCCCAAAGAGCUGAUGCAGUUCGUGGCUGAUUGCAUGAAUCCCGAUCCUCACUAUCGCCUGUGCUCGGAACACUACUCGCAUUUCCAGACACACGAGUACUUCCGCGGUAUGGAUUUCCAGUGGCUGGAAAAUGAAGCGGACCUAGGGAGCUUCAAUCUAAUCGACAAAAUCAGAGAGAGAAGCGCCGCUAGAGGCCACGAACACCUUUCAGCCGGCGCUCAGGAACGCCGGCAUCGACUCUUCCCGAGCAUGAGCUUUCAAGAGAAACGAACACAACAGAACUGUUACUGUUACUCAUCUCCUGAAUUUAUUGCUUGUGUCCAAUCUAUCGAAAUGGGCUACUCGCCCUCUCUGGAAGACAUAGCCACCCACCAAGAGAGCCUCGACGUGUACGACGACGACGCGGCACCGUACGUUUUCGAGAACUUCCUGAGAGAUCAUAGGGACGGAGUGCAUGAAACAUACAAGGAGCCUCGAAAUGGCAGCGAUUACCGAAGGAACAGAAACCCGACGUGUAAGGCCACUCACUGCGACGCCGGGGCUUGGAAUGAUCGUAAACCCCUCCCGAGAUAUCGAUAA
Messenger RNA from Galendromus occidentalis (western predatory mite), 1728 nucleotides. RefSeq names its product RAC family serine/threonine-protein kinase homolog. The record is from RefSeq and is a predicted model, not a curated record. Bases 1 to 1728 code for a protein of 575 amino acids. Gene Ontology annotation, biological process: peptidyl-serine phosphorylation; intracellular signal transduction. NCBI's taxonomy places the organism in Eukaryota, Metazoa, Arthropoda, Arachnida, Mesostigmata, Phytoseiidae. Gene Ontology annotation, molecular function: ATP binding; protein serine/threonine kinase activity. The transcript has a single exon.